This is a messenger RNA of Oppia nitens, 1347 nucleotides long. Its product is annotated as serine/threonine-protein kinase STK11-like. Gene Ontology annotation, biological process: protein phosphorylation; mitotic DNA damage checkpoint signaling. NCBI's taxonomy places the organism in Eukaryota, Metazoa, Arthropoda, Arachnida, Sarcoptiformes, Oppiidae. Bases 65 to 1291 code for a protein of 408 amino acids. The transcript has a single exon. Gene Ontology annotation, cellular component: nucleus; cytoplasm. The record is from RefSeq and is a predicted model, not a curated record. Gene Ontology annotation, molecular function: protein serine/threonine kinase activity; ATP binding.
UAUUGAUUAGAGAAAGAAAGAGAAAGGACAGUCAGCUUUUUAUUAGUUAACAUACCGACAAAAAAUGAGCGGAAAUUGGGGAAAAAACUAUCAGUGGGAAGAAAGGGAUUUGAUAACAUGGGAAAGGGAUAUCGACAAAAAAGAUGAGAACUACGAGUAUGACUACGACGAGCCGAUAGUCGAUCCAAGAUAUCGCGAAUAUCUGAAAGGAAACAGAGAUUUGCCGAAUAGAACGCUAACCGACCGGUUGAGACACAAAAAACCGACAAUUUAUGGCCGAUCCAGAGAGGGUCGUCGACUGUAUGGACCGGCAGAUAUCACCGAUUUGGGAAUGCCUACAGACUUUGACUUUCAGCGCGAAUGGACAGCAGACAGAAAUUUGAUUGAACAGACACUGAACAUGAAUUUUGAACAGAUGUUAGGUCAGGGAGGUUUUGGUCAGGUGUGGCGAGUCCGGAUGGGUGCCAACAAUAUGACUUAUGCAGCCAAAGUACUGGAGCUUAGGCGAUUUGCCAAAAAUACCAGUGCAAACGUACGCAAGUCUAUGAAAAAGAUGCUCGUGGAAGUGGAGGCCGUACGCGGACUACAGCACCCAAACAUAACUCGUAUUGAGUUUGUAUUGCACGUGAGGGACGAGCUCACAGAAAUGCGGUCGGCUUUUGUAGUCAUAUUUAUGGAGCUGUGCGAGGGUUCACUCGAAGACGAACUACACUUACGACUGAAUCAGCAAAUGACUGAACAGGAAGCCCACGUAUGGUUUGUCCAGAUUAUAGCCGGUUUGAAGUAUUUGCACGACAAUCGUGUGGCCCAUAUGGACAUCAAGCCGGAGAACAUACUUGUUAAACGGCACCCGCAAACAGUGUACAAGUUGGGCGACAUGGGAUUGGAGUUGAUCUAUCAGCCCGAUGAACCAAUGGUUACCGACAGAGCGCGCGGAACUCCCGGCUUUCUAGCACCGGAAUUGGUAGAUCAGGAUCAAGGAUCCAUACGCUCGCUGUUAGGUUUGCCCAAUCGACACAAAGCAAUCAAAUGUGAUGUCUAUUCUCUAGGCAUAACACUGGCCGUGUCGUUGGGCGGCGGCUCCAAACUUGACCUCUAUAUUCAUCGUCCAGACGGUAUGAUACUGGACCUGAACAGGUAUAUGAACCACGCACUGCUCAGACCGGGCGGUAGAUUCACUGAAAGGGAUGACGUUAUUAAACUGUUGAAAGGUAUGUGUUCAGUGGUUUCCUCAAAUAGAUUCACCAUUGAUCAGGUGCUUCAACACAGUUGGACCACUAAAAAGCACUGAUAUGUGAGAACAACAACCAAAAAGAAAUUAAAUCAGUAUUAGAUUAGAAAAAUAAA